This is a messenger RNA of Carassius auratus (goldfish), 2272 nucleotides long. Its product is annotated as transmembrane protein 74-like. NCBI's taxonomy places the organism in Eukaryota, Metazoa, Chordata, Actinopteri, Cypriniformes, Cyprinidae. The coding region runs from base 162 to 1022 and encodes 286 amino acids. The transcript has 2 exons. The record is from RefSeq and is a predicted model, not a curated record.
GGAGCAUUGAGGCGACCUGAGCGCGGCGCGCGGGCGGAACAGGAACGAGCUUCCCUUAAUUAACGGAGCGCGAGCCCUACAGGAAUGCCAGCGAGACGCUGUUUAAAGAAGGGAUGCUAUAGCCAACAUGCUAUGAGAUGUACAAAUGAAUAGAAGUUGAAAUGGCUGAUCUUAAAGUCCUCUUUUGUGGUCAAGACGCUGUCCAAACUGAUCACCUUGACUGGUCCCUAAAACACCAACAAAUUCAUCACUCAGUGUGUGCAGAUGAAAGGGCCCUUUCCAAUGAAGAGUGCUGCCAGGCGUAUCUAGAGGAGAAUGUUAAUGAGGUGAACAAGCUUUCAGAACCAUGGACAGCGCCUCUGCCAAUUGGACGACUCUGCAAACACAAUGAAUGGGGAUUUGAUGAAGAAGUUGAGGUAUGUUACGAUGAGCAGUUUGAAACAGCUUUUCCUGGUGUGCCUGACUUUACUGACCAUAAAGACAAUCAGUUGUUAGCAGAGGAGACCAACUAUGACAAUUUCAGUUGGAAUUCAUCCAAAGAUCUCCAAGAAGGCGCCCCAGAAUGCUCCCUGCUGUCAGUUGAUGAUUUCAUAGUGGAUUCAUCAGAAAAGUCUGUGGAUUAUGGAUUUAUAGGUGCCGUUACAUUUUUAGUUACUGGGAUCUCCUUGGUUGUCAUCUCUUACACAGUCCCACGUGACGUCAAAGUGAAUCCCGAUACCGUUUCUGCCCGGGAGAUGGAGCGGUUGGAGAGGGAGAACGCCCAGGUGGGCGCUCACCUGGACAGAUGUGUGAUUGCAGGGCUGUGUCUCCUCACACUCGGUGGUGUGGUACUGUCAACCCUGUUGAUGAUUUCCAUGUAUAAAGGGGAGAUGAUCAGGAGACAAGCAUUUGCUUACUCCAAGCACCAAGCCAGACUCUAUGGCUCUAUGAAUUUUAGAAGUGGCACGAGCCCAACUGGUGCUCCUUCGCUUUUGUCCCUUGAUGAAGAUGAAGGUCCUGUUGAAAUCUUAAGUUUAAGCUGACUCAGCUUCUUGACUUGUUAUAUCCAUACUAAAACAUGAUCAAAACAGCUUUGUAACACUGUGAUCUAGGAGGACCCACUGUAAAACACAUUUUGUCAUUAAAAAAAACAAUAUUGUUCAUAUCAUACUAUCUAAACUUACUUUUAAACUACUAAAUUACUACUAAAUUUGAGUCAAAUAAACUUGACUACAAAGGUGUCAUACAACUAAGGUAAUUUUAAGGGUCCAAUCAGGUUAAAAUACUACACUUUUUACAUUGUACUUAAUUGACAAAAUUAGAUGUUACAUCUAUGAAAAUUUAACAUACCAACAUGGACUUGAGCCCUGUUUAUGUGAAAAAUAUAUUUGUGUGAGUCUGUGUAUUUUUCCAAAGUAUUUGUUCAUGUAAAGAGUGCUUUACAAGUGUAGUGAUAUAAGCCUCAGUUUCUUUCAGUAUGAAGCUUUUAACUAUCAUAGGACCACUCAGCUAAAUUGGCAAAUGUACAUUUGUGUCAUAUUUAGCCAGUUGUCACAAUGGAAAAGAAAAAAUACUUUAUUUCCUUUUUCUCAGGCUUGGCAGUCUGUGUCUGACAGCUGACUUAAUCAUCAGUCAUUGUAUGAAAACCUCUCUCCAAUCAGGAGGGACAGAGAGAUUUAUUCCAAUGCUUCUGAAGCCAGUUAAAUCUACAUACAGUAUUUUCAUUCGCAUUUGUGUAAAAAUACACAUAAUAAACAGCUUUUCAACAGUACAGGGAACAUUAAUGCACACCAGGGAGGUUUGAACAAAUUUUUGUGAGAUUUAUUUAGAGAAUAUCUGUGCUUUUAAUGCACAUGAAAUGCGGGAAAUUUGUGAGCAGAUGUCUCUCUUUCUCUCUCAUCAGUGUGCGUGUGUACAAGAAGAAUCUCAUGGGAAAUGACUGCUCUAAGUUUCUCCUUCCCAAUAGAAACUAACCCCAUUAGAGUCACACAUCAUAACAUGUAAUGGCCUGAAAGAACCAAAUCCAGAAUGCAAAAGGCACGUAAAUCCAUCGUGUAGGCUCUCAUUCCCCAAAGCACAAGCUGUUAGAAACAAGUAAAGGGAAUUAAGCUGAAACAGGCUAAUAUCAAACCAACUACACAAGGUAAAAAUCUAAUUGAUAAAGGAUUAGUUCACUAAAAGUAAAAACUAAAGAUAAUUUACUGGUCCUCACAUUGUUUCAAACAUUUGUGACUAUUCCUUGUGCAAAACACAAAAUAAUAUUUUGAAGAACUGUUUUUGUGCAUACAAUGGA